ACCCCUGUCACACGGCACGUGUAAUGUCAUUCGCAGCGAAUGAGAUUACGUGUUAAUGCCAUUUUUGUUGCUUCUACACGGGCAUAGCGAAUGACAUUCACAGCUAAUGGCAUUCGCCCAUUGAAUGAGUUUCCCGAACUCAUUCGCGCGCGACUUGUGUAAUCUCGACGACAGGGGCUUGGCAAAAGGUUACAAUAACGAUAACUUAAAACUAAAUAGAAUUAGGGUAAAAGUUCUUAUUAUUUGCAGUUAUAAAUCUUGUAAAUAUUUUAUGACGUACAGCAUGCCAGUUGAAGCGGUUUGUGCAUUAUAUUCUUGUUCCCAGACUCCGGCAGGACGUUAUCAGCAGUUAUCACCACUUAUCAGUACCUAGCUCUUGUCGGCCAUGUUUAGAAACGCUUGUUCAUUCCCGUCUGCAUGUUGUUUUUCUGCGAAGUGGUGCCGCGUUAACCCUUGUACCAACCAUGGAAGGCAACCGGGCAGCUUCGUCAGCAGAAAAUGAGAAGCACAAAACCCACUGGAGCGACGACGAGACGCGCGCGCUUUUGAAAGUCUGGGAGGACCACCUCAGUGACUUGCGCAAGACGAAGCGCAACCUGAAAGUCUACGUCGCCAUAGCCGAGUGCCUGCGUGCGCAAGGGGUGGAGAAGAGUGUGAAAGAAAUUAAAAGCAAGAUAGAAAAUUUGGGAAACCGGUACCGGAACCUCAGCCGAAAGACGACCGGACAAGGAGCCAUUACGUGGAGAUUUUACAAGGACAUUUCUAGGUUCCUUGGCAGCCUGCCAAUGAACGACAGCAGCCUCACUGAAGAAACGUGUGGCGAAGACGCCACUGUUGAAAUAAUUAUUCAUAGUAUGGAGCACGGGCCGUUGGGCGAAGAAGACUCCCAGCCACCUCCAGCAUCACCAGAUGAAUGUUCACAUAAUACAAGUACAUUAUACUUGCCCUCAUCACCAUACAGCACAGACGACUGUUGGGCCCAACCACAGGCAGAAGUAAACAGCCAGCAAAACAAUCAAACGAGCAGGCGCACCACACAAAAGACUCUCCUAGCGCAACUAGUCGCUACGAACCGGCAGUUGUGUGCUGACCUAAACGAAAGCAGGAAGCAAGAGUUGGAGCUACGGCGAAUGGAACUUGACAUUGUGCGCGAAUCAGCAGCUACAGAAAAACUGUUGACUGACGCGCUCGUGAAGUAUUUGGCAAAAUAA
Molecule: messenger RNA, 1211 nt
Organism: Dermacentor silvarum
Lineage: Eukaryota; Metazoa; Arthropoda; Arachnida; Ixodida; Ixodidae
Product: myb/SANT-like DNA-binding domain-containing protein 1
Exons: 3
Coding region: 465-1211 (248 amino acids)
Biological process (GO): positive regulation of DNA-templated transcription
Cellular component (GO): nuclear body
Source: RefSeq, a predicted model, not a curated record